AUGGCUCGAGUCGUUGCGGCCGUCUGCGCGGCCCUCUUGGCGCAGGUCCACGCCCAAGGCUUCUUCGUGUGCCCGGCACCGUGCGAGGCCAUGUUUCUCCCGCAGGACAUGGAGUCGAACGAAGAUUGUAUGUGCUUUGGCGACGGCAAAGCCGCCGGCCUUGACAACAAGCUCUCCGUGCGCUUCCUCCUCAACCAGGCGAUGCCCAGCCUCUCGCGGACCUUUCGAUGCCCCGAUGGUGCUUUGGCCAAGGUCCUGCACCCCAAGGCGUUUGCCGAUUGCGAGUGCAAGCCCGGACUGCAACGCGACGAGGCUGGUGGUGCUUGUAUCGACGUAAUCACGUGUCGUGGCCGCUAUGUGCUCAAGUCUGGUCUUGUGCACGCGCGGUCGAUCGCAGACUGUGCGUGCCAAGAGCCCUACACGAAGGACGACGCAACGGGCGAAUGCUACUUGGACCACUGCCCGCGUGCGGCCAACUAUGUGAAAAAGACGUCGCUGGUGGGACCAGUCCACUCGCUGGUCGACUGCGAUUGCGCUGCGCCAUACACCAAGAACGCGCAGAGUGGCGAGUGCUUCCUACAUUUUUCGUGCCCAGCGCACGCGUCUCCGCCAAAGCAAGGCUACGCCAAGUCGGUCUCCGACUGCACGUGCGACUGGGGCUACGUGCGCAACCCGACGAGCAGCGAGAAGGCGGGGCCGAGUGACUACUGCGUGUCCGAGACGCCAACGUUCAUUUGCCCGCCGCACUCGCGUCCGAUGGCGUCGCUUUCGACGGCGCCCAGCAACUUUAUGCAGUGCGAGUGCGCAGUCGGGUUUGAGCGCGACGAAAAGCUCGAGAUGUGCAAGGAGCCGCUGAGCAACGGCAUCUUGCGCGGCGCGACGUCGCCCGUCGUUGCGUUUACCUGCCCUGAAUUCGCGGUCGCCAUGGCGCCGCACCCGUACUCGAUGCAGCAGUGCCAGUGCCUCCCGGGCUUCGUGCCCAACUACGGCAUGCAGUCGUGCGACUGGACCCCCGACUUUUACAAGUGUCCGCCACACGCGUUCAACCCGUACCCAUCGUUGCCAGCGCUGGACUUCAUGGACUGCCAAUGCGCCAAGGGCUACUUGCGCAACGACCGUAACAGCUCGUGCGAUGCCAAGCCGCCGCUCAACGAGAACGGCUGCCCAUUGCACGCAAUUGUUCUGCAAUGGCCCGUGCACGCCCCGAACUACGACUGCGCCUGCGUCCACGGACGCGUGUUGGAGCCGCCGUCGAUGCUGGGCGCCGAGUAUCAAGCGCUUUCGCAGCGCUUUGCCGGUGAGAACGGCAGCGACACGAUGGUGUGCAACGCGCCACCGCCAACGGCACCGUCGACGCUCUGCCCCACGAACGCCGUCAUCAACAACUGGCCUGUGACCAAGAUCAGCGAUUGCAGCUGUAAGUCGGGCUACGAUCUUCAGGUUGGUCCGGUGCCUGCGACCGCGCUGACGACGAUCAAGGCGCCCAACAGUGACAACAGCGGCAUGCUGUGCGUGCCCACGGUGGCAACGAACCGCCUGCCCGUGUGCGGUGCUGGCAUGGUGCGCAGUCCCAACGACAACUCGUGCCGGUACCUGGCCGAAGAUGUCUCGCUUGCAGUCAAGAAGGGCGGCAAGAUCGUCGUUAACGGCAACGAGCUGGACUACGUGCUUGUCGAGGACGACGUCAUGGUGACGCAAGGCGACAUUGCCGUGGGUAUUUCGUUUGGGUUCUUCGACACCCUCGACGAGAUGGACGACGAUUACCACUUCUACCUCCUGCACGGCUACUACAACAUGGAGAAGGACAACCGCUGGAAGAACGCCAAGAUGUGCUACACGGUGGAUCCCGGCAUCGCGAGCCGUCGCAGCGACUUGGUGGCGGUCAUGGACCACAUUACGUCGAACACGGGCUUUACCUUUCUCGAGUGCCACGAGUGGUACUGCGAUGACCACCUCAACGACUGCGACGACUUUGUCGAUUUCGUGCCCACGGCCGCGUCCUGCUACUCGUUCGUGGGGCGCGUUGGCGGUCGCCAGGCGCUCGGCGUCUCGAACGAUUGCGCCUUUGGCAACCUUGUGCACGUGCUCCUGCACGCGAUCGGUCUGCAUCACCCGCUUGUACGCCCCGACCGUGACGCGCACGUCGCGAUCGCGUGGGAGUGCGUCGACGCGACGAAGCGGUCGUACUUUGCGGUGGAGCACUUGGAGGCUAUCUACGGCGCGGGGGCCGUCGCGAUCGUCGGCGCUGAAGUGCCGUACGACUACUACAGCAUCAUGCACCACCGGUCGGACGCGUUCGUGAACGCUUCGGGAAGCAGCUGCAUGACCGUGAUUCCGCGGAUCGAAGACGUUUACGCCCGCCAAGAAGUGAUCAACGAGAUGGGCCAACGGGACAAGAUGUCGCUCACCGAUAUCCACUACGUCUGGGCCCUCUACCCCGAGUUGAAGGUUGGCCCGAAGAGCAACGUGACCCAGAUGGAGAACGGCGGCGCAGCGAUCGAGAUGGCGGUCGAGGCUGGGUCGUACCACGAGAGCCGGCUGCACACCAAGGCAGACGCGAUCGACAGCCACGGAGCGUCGACGUCCAACGUGGUCGGCGCCGUCGUCUGCGUCGUCGGGUUCCUCGCGAUGCUGGGCUUUGGCUUGGUCGAAAUGAAGCGCGUCGCCAAGCGCCAGGAUGAAAGUCUGUACUCGGACCCUCUCCUCUCGGACCCGAUUUACGACUAA
Messenger RNA from Saprolegnia parasitica CBS 223.65, 2727 nucleotides. RefSeq lists its product as hypothetical. NCBI's taxonomy places the organism in Eukaryota, Oomycota, Saprolegniomycetes, Saprolegniales, Saprolegniaceae. Gene Ontology annotation, molecular function: zinc ion binding; metalloendopeptidase activity. Bases 1 to 2727 code for a protein of 908 amino acids. The record is from RefSeq and is a predicted model, not a curated record. The transcript is spliced from 3 exons. Gene Ontology annotation, biological process: proteolysis.